Molecule: messenger RNA, 1278 nt
Organism: Babesia microti strain RI
Lineage: Eukaryota; Apicomplexa; Aconoidasida; Piroplasmida; Babesiidae
Product: dihydroorotate dehydrogenase
Exons: 11
Coding region: 1-1278 (425 amino acids)
Biological process (GO): pyrimidine ribonucleotide biosynthetic process; 'de novo' pyrimidine nucleobase biosynthetic process
Cellular component (GO): mitochondrial inner membrane; cytoplasm
Molecular function (GO): dihydroorotate dehydrogenase activity
Source: RefSeq, a predicted model, not a curated record
AUGUAUACCAGACUUACUAGGUCCAGACUUCUGUCAGCUCUAUCACAUAUAAAUCAUGAGAAAGAUCAGACGAUUAAAUUUUUAGCAACGCUGUCAACGUGUACGGUGUUUUGUGUUACUGUUAUUUGGUUACGAGACGUAAAUUGUCCCCUAUACGAUUUGACAUUGCCACUGCUAAUUAAAUUUGUGGAUCCUGAAAAAUGUCAUAAACUUAGCAUUUACAUGGCUAAGAGGAAGCUGUUCCCAAUAGACACAUGGCCAAAUCCACCAAGCUUGGGCACUUCUAUUGGUCCAUUGCGGCUCAGCAAUCCUUUAGGGAUAGCAGCCGGAUUUGACAAGGAUGCGGAGGCUCCCCUGGAAAUCUUAAAACUUGGUUAUGGAUUCAUCGAAGUGGGUACAGUCGUGCUAAACCCACAACCAGGAAAUAUAAAACCAAGACUAUGGAGAAUACCCAGCCACCUAAGCCUUGUAAAUAGCUACGGCUUUAACAGCAAGGGGAUUGAUGUGAUGGUUAAAAAUCUAAAAUCGGCUCGUGCUAGACAGUCGAAUGACAAUUUGGUGAAAAGCAGCUUAAUUGGCGUAAGCAUAGGCCGAAAUAAAGAAUCUACAACAUUUGUUAAGGAUUUAUCCAUAUGCGUAUCAAAAGUGGCUGCAUAUGCUGACUAUAUCGCAAUAAAUGUUAGUUCUCCAAACACUAAAAAUUUGCGCGAUUCACAAUCAAACCAAGCACUAAGGGAGUUAAUAACUACGGCUCAGCGCAUACUUAACGAAUUGAAUCCAGAUAGUUUUUGCAACACAUACAGGCGGAAGCCUUUGUUAUGCGUAAAAAUAUCACCAGACCUAACGGAUGAUCAAAUACAAGACAUCGCAAAAGUGGCACUGGAAUGCAAAUUAGAUGCGCUAAUUGUAUGCAACACGACGGUAUCUCGACCACGGAUUUUGGUUGAAGAAAAGUUACCGGGCGAGUACACCGCCAAUGAAUUACCCGGCGGUCUCAGUGGUCUAUUAUUACGUGACAUUUCAACCAAGCUAGUACACAAAGUAUACAAGUAUACUGGCGGUAGAGUUCCGAUAAUAGCAAGUGGAGGUAUAUUCAGCGGUCAUGAUGUAUUGACCAAAAUUGAAGCGGGUGCAUCAGCAUGCCAAAUAUUCACGGGCAUGAUUUACCAGGGUCCAAAAACGGCCAACAAAAUCAAGAAGGAUCUGUGUCAGAUUUUAUCUGCCAGGGGUUAUACUAGUAUUAGCGAUGCUGUUGGACGUGCUCAUAGAGAGGGCUAA